Messenger RNA from Macrosiphum euphorbiae (potato aphid), 360 nucleotides. The record is from the annotation of a GenBank genome assembly. Lineage: Eukaryota; Metazoa; Arthropoda; Insecta; Hemiptera; Aphididae.
AUGAAGAAAGAUAUUCAUAAAAUUCCGAAUAACCGUUUAAAAAGACUUAGACUUAAGCUUUUAAUUUAUGAAAUAGAGUUGCAAUACUUACCAGGUCGUUAUAUGUACAUUGCUGACCUUUUAAGCAGAAAUUUUAUUAAAAGGAGUAGUAUUGGUGAGGAAAGUCUAACUGAUGUCAUUCAUACAGUGUGUGAUAUUGAGCUAGCAUAUAAAAAUUCAAAAGAACAGGAGUUUAUACAGAAAACCCAAGAUGAUGAGGUACUUGGAAAGGUACUUGUUUAUUGUAAAUCUGGGUGGCCUAGGACAAUUAUUGAGGAUGGUCAGCUCAAACAUUAUUCGAAGUUAAAAAUGAAAUUAUAA